CUAGAGCAAGGAAAAUUUGUGACUGUUCCUUAUUUCUCCUAUUUAAAUACACACGUUGUAUAAAUUUGGAAUCGGACACAAAUAGCAAGACUUUCUGCAUUCUGUAGAAAUGGAUUUUAUUACUCUUUUUCUUUGUAUGCUUUGCUUUAAACACGUCACAGCAAAGGAUGAUAUAUUGUCGGUCAUACUGAGUGAAUUGCAUGAUCUGAGGAACGGUCAGUUGGAGUGUAAAGAACAACUGCAGGAACUGAACGACAUGAAAGCUGAAUUAAUUUCUUUGGAGGAAAAAGUAGAAAUGUUGCAACAACAGAAUAGAGAACUGAAUGCUAAACUGGAACAUGAAAAUAACGAACACAACCAAAAGUUUGACACGAACCAGUCGACAAACGACGACAACAUAGAAGACCAAAGAAGUAAAGAAAUGGAAAAUACUCAGCCCAAGGAGAUCAUGCCCGAAAAAAUACAAAAAAGACUAUUUCCUGCCGAUGGACGUGUUGCAUUUACAGCCGGAGUAUCUGUACCAGAUUUGGUUAACCUCGGUGUUCACCACACAGUUAUCUUCGAUAAAGUUAUUUCCAACUUUGGCAGUGCGUAUCAUCCCCACUCUGGCAUAUUCUUAGCUCCAGUGAAAGGCGUUUAUGUAUUCUCUGUGAAUUUAAUGGUGAACUCAAGGCAUGCCCAGUACCUACAAAUCGUUGUAGACGGCACUUUGAUAACCGACAUGUAUGCUGGUGCCUUAGGUGUAGAUGACUCUAUCUCUACAAUGCGACAGUGGAUCAUUGAAGUCAACAAAGGGUCAGAGGUCUGGAUAAGAACAAGCGGCCAGGGAGAGGUACAUGGCCACAUGCAUUCUGGAUUUUCUGGUUUUCUUUUGUUUGAAACGGAAUGAAAUGUUGAAAUAAAUCUAUGUACAACGAA
Mercenaria mercenaria is the source of this 918-nucleotide messenger RNA. RefSeq names its product multimerin-2-like. The record is from RefSeq and is a predicted model, not a curated record. Lineage: Eukaryota; Metazoa; Mollusca; Bivalvia; Venerida; Veneridae. Gene Ontology annotation, molecular function: protein binding. The coding region runs from base 110 to 889 and encodes 259 amino acids. The transcript is spliced from 3 exons.